Messenger RNA from Rhinocladiella mackenziei CBS 650.93, 1197 nucleotides. RefSeq lists its product as uncharacterized. The record is from RefSeq and is a predicted model, not a curated record. Gene Ontology annotation, molecular function: catalytic activity. The coding region runs from base 1 to 1197 and encodes 398 amino acids. The transcript has a single exon. NCBI's taxonomy places the organism in Eukaryota, Fungi, Ascomycota, Eurotiomycetes, Chaetothyriales, Herpotrichiellaceae.
AUGCCUCAACUCCUGACGAUAGGCAUCUCGCAAUCCCAUACGCUCUCCUCUCUUCAAUUGACCCUCGGCGCCCUUCGUGAAACCACGCAGCUGGCCGCUCAAAAGGGUAUAUCGAUAAUUUUAUUCCCCGAAGCCUACCUUGGCGGAUAUCCUCGGAAUUGUUCCUUUGGUGCCACCGUCGGAUCUCGUACCGAUGCCGGCAGAGAUCAAUUCCUAGCGUACUCGAAAUCCGCGGUUGACCUGGGAGACACGCCAAUCGGAGCAGGGGACGAUUGGAUCGAGGGCAAAUUGCCUGUCAACAAGGAGACGGGUCGGCGAGGCGACGGAACAAGGGAAUACCUGGAAGAUGUGGCACGGGAGACAGGUGUAUUCAUUGUUACCGGCGUUGUCGAGAAAGCAGGUGGAAGUCUCUAUUGCGCCGCGGUGUACGUCGACCCGAGGCGCGGAACCAUUGGCAAGAGAAGAAAAGUCAUGCCUACCGGGUCCGAAAGGCUGGUCUGGGCGCAGGGGCAACCUUCUACACUGAAAGCGGUCACUGCAACCAUCAAAGGCGUGAGGGUUAUCAUGGGAUGUGCCAUCUGUUGGGAGAAUUAUAUGCCGUUGUUGCGGCACAGUAUCUAUAGCCAGGGUGUAAAUCUGUGGCUGGCACCUACAGCAGAUCCUCGGGAUACCUGGGAGCCGUUGAUGAGAACGGUGGCGUUUGAAGGACGCUGUUUUGUCCUUACUGCCAACCAGUGUAUGAAGACGAAGAACUUGCCGAAUUGGAUCACCCGGUCGCAGGGAGAAGGCAAGGACGCCACGAGAAUGCUGGAAUCAUUGACAAAUGGGUCCACGAGCCAUGCUGCUGCUGGAGGCCGGCGACUGUCAAUGUCGACACGGACGGAAGAAAAUCAUGAAAUCGCUUGGAGAUGCAAGGACGCUCCGAUUGAUGAGUCCGUAGUUCUCGAAACCAACGCCGCCUCGUCCGGCGGUGAAGGGGACACAUUUGCGUCGGUCGGAGGUUCUUGUAUCGUCAGUCCUAUGGGCAAGACUAUCGCUGGCCCCGUAUGGGAAAAGGAGCGAGAGCUCCUGUACGCCGUAGUCGACUUCGAUGAUUGUGAUCGAGGACACCUGGAUUUCGAUGCCGCCGGGCAUUACUCACGUCCGGACGCGUUCAAGCUGACAGUGGAGGGUCUGGAUCUCAAUCCGCCGCCUUGA